Molecule: messenger RNA, 7547 nt
Organism: Zootoca vivipara (common lizard)
Lineage: Eukaryota; Metazoa; Chordata; Lepidosauria; Squamata; Lacertidae
Gene: AAR2
Product: AAR2 splicing factor
Biological process (GO): spliceosomal tri-snRNP complex assembly
Source: RefSeq, a predicted model, not a curated record
GUUGCCGGAAGUUGCCGGAAGUUGCUGACAAGUGUUUCCAGGGGUUCGCUGGGGCCUUGCUGGGCGCGGCGAGAGUUCCUCGAGUUCGGCGGCUGCGCUUCCCUUCCUCGGGCCGCGGAAGGGAGAUUUUUUUGUAAGGUUGUGGUGUGACCAAGGGAGCAGCAGAAAUGCAGAUAGAUCAAGACCUGGCAAAGCGGCUCUUUUUUGAGGGUGCUACAGUCAUCAUUUUGAAUGUGCCAGAAGGAACAGAGUUUGGCAUUGACUACAACACUUGGCAAGUGGGCCCCAAGUUCCGUGGAGUCAAGAUGAUACCCCCUGGUAUUCAUUUCCUUCACUACAGCUCUGUUGAUAAGAACAAUCGCAAAGAGAGUGGCCCUCGCACCGGCUUCUUUAUGAACUUGCAGCCGCGUGAUCUGCGGGUGCUACACUGGGACCCCAUCAGGGAAGAAGUAGACCUUACCCCAGCUUCUGAAAAUGAGACUGAAGCAAUGAGGACUAACCUCCAGGAGAUGGACCAAUUUCUCGGUCCUUACCCAUAUGACACUCUUAAAAAAUGGAUUUCCCUCACUAAUUUCAUUAAUGAAUUUGUGAUGCAAAAACUACAGCCAGAAAGCGGACAGAUAUGUGCCUUUUCAGAAGUGCUUCCUAUUUUGCCUGGGAAGUUUACUAAAGAUCGUGUUGAACAGAACCUGCCCCGGUAUGACACAGAGUGCAAAAGCUAUGCAGAGGGGUUGGCCCGGCUGCCCAAAAUGCAGCUGAAAGCUGGCACUGAGAUCAGGUUUACAGAAAUUCCUAAGCAAAUGUACCCUGAAGGUGCUACCCCUGAAGAAGUUACUAGGCAUAGCAUGGACCUUAGCUAUGCCCUGGAAACGGUGAUCAAUAAACAGUAUGCCAGCAAUUCCCAGGAUGUGCUUGGGGAACUGCAGUUUGCCUUCAUCUGCUUCUUGAUUGGGAAUGUAUAUGAUGCCUUUGAGCACUGGAAGAAACUCCUGAAUCUCUUAUGCAGGUCAGAGGAUGCCAUAGUGAAGCAUCAGUCCCUGUUCGUUAACCUUAUUUCAGUCCUGUACCAUCAGCUCGGUGAAAUCCCAGCGGACUUCUUUGUGGACAUUGUUUCCCAGGACAACUUUUUAACUAACACCUUGCAGGUCUUCUUCUCCUAUACCUGCAGCCCAACUGUUGACAGGACUCUGAGAAAGAAGGCAGAGAGGUUUAAAGUCCACCUAACCAAGAAGUUCAAGUGGGACUUUGAGGCUGAACCAGAAGACGAUGCCCCCAUAGUAGUUGAGCUUCCAGAAGGGGCGCUUGUGGACUGAAUGGCAAUUUCCCUUUUCCUGUUUUGUUUUUAAAGCAGUAUUUUGAACUGUUGUACCAUACUUGAUUCUGUGUUCUACACUUCUAUUUUCUCCUCCCUUCACGGAGGCAGAACUAUGAAAUCCAGAAAGUCUACCAACUUCCUUCCUGCUGGAAAUAAAAAUUCUGGGAAAUACAGACUAGAUUACAUCUAGAUUCUAUGCUGGAUCGAGUCAUUUUGACCUCGCUGUGGCUCAGUUCUUUUGUCACUGCCAUCUCAUACCCUUACUUGGAAGUAAACUCCAUUGAAUACAAUGGAGUGUACUUCUUUGUUAACAUGUGCAGGAUUGCACUGUGUGAUUGUUGAUGGACACACUUCCCUGUGUUGAAGAACCACAUGUGACAUAGUGGUAUUUGAGUCUUGACUUGCUUAUUCUUUAGUUCCAUGCUUCCUUAGUUCCAUAACUGGUAAGCCAGAUUGCCGUGUUCAGGAGACUUUGUGCAUCAUCUUCUAAUACAUGCCAGAACUGAACAAUGCUGAGUAGAGAUAUUUCAUAAACACUGCAAAUGGAGUUAGCCUACACAACUUGGGUUGUAAUUCAUUGUAAAUCUCCAAGCUUUUGCUUUUACUGUGGCGUUACUAGAAUUAUUCCUAUCACUUUCCUUCAUUCCAUCACUUUUAUACUCUGUCCCUGCCUUUCUUUAGCCUGGCGGAGGGUUUCCUUACCACUUUCCAGAGCAAUAGAAGUGUCCAGGGGGAGCAAACGUGAAAUGAAAGAGAAAUUUCAUAUUUAAUCAAUGGCACUUUCCUGUCUGAGCCAUUACUAAAAAGCUCCAUGGAAUGUUCUUAUUUCUUUUCUACUUAUGUCCUCUCUCAGGACAGACAAGCACUUCCUGUUGUUACUUCAGAGCAAUGAAAAUGCUAUAAAACAGCCUGCAGCAAGCACGCUGCCUGUUAUCUUUUAAUGCUUUCUCUGAGGUGCAGGAUGUUGGUACAUAUUUCAAAUAAGAAUCCCUACUGUGUUAGGCUCCGUCAAGAGUUGGUGUGUGUAUCUGACAAGAUAACCUGUGUGUUAGCGUUCAGCACACAAUAAAUGUUCCUGCGUUAGGUAUUCCUACAAAAUGUCCCUGAAGUCUUCUGUGUGUGAAAUAUUUUAGCAAAGGUGUGCUCUGGGUGGUUGCUGACAUGGCUGUGAUGGCGAUGAAAUGCUCUUUAUCUUGCUUGCCAUCUUGUCUGUUUCAUACCCAAGUGUAGCUAGUUUUCAAGUGCUAUCCUUUAGUAUUAAUAUAAGUUAACAUUCAUGGUCUGCAAAGUCCUGAGUUUCUGUCCCUUCAUAUGUAUAAAAGUAGUCACAGAAAUCGGUUAUAAGAAGGCAAGUCUAACUUAAUCCAGGAUGACUCACCUCUAUAAUUACACAUAACAGCCUUGUUCAGAUGUAAACCUGAGGCUUAGAUUUUAAGCCAUAACUUCUCAUUAAAUACCCAUGACUGCUCACCUACUCUCCUGCAUGGCUGGGAGGAAAAGCUUUACCUAACUCCACCACUGUUGGGUGGCUUUUAUCAUCUGGGGUUGCGUGUAACAUCCCAACUAUAAUUAGUUUUUGUGUCUGACCCAGGGCAAACUGUCGCUACCAGUAACUAAGGCUUGUGUGAACAAGUCGGCGUCAAACCACAGUUUAAAAACCUGGCUUGUUUGGAUAAACCGUAGUUAAGGCACAUGUCACAGUUCAGCCACGGUGACAAAAUGUGCUUAGCAGAAACUAGGACUAAAUGCUUCCAUUUUAGACUCUGGGCUUGAUGGUUAUAUGAGGGGGUCCUCUGGCUCACUCAACUGAGUGGGGGCCCUGUGCUAGCAUUCUGACCUGAUGGCACCACUGCCGCCAAGAUACAGCAAAGGCUUGACUGCAUGCAUGUAUGCAGAGUGUCUGUUUGCAUGCUCUUGCUGCACACCUUCAGUUUGCCCCUUCAGUGGCUCAGCAGUUCCUGCUUGUGUAGUAUUUCCAGCCCUAAUCCUUGCAGGCACUGAACCACCAAGAAGUCAGAAGGAGGAUCCAGCCAUUCCCAAUGUCCUACAGCCAGUGAGCAGGGGCUUGACAAAGUAAAACACAAAGACUUAAGAUCUGCAAUCACUAUGGAAAAGGGGUGUUUUUUUCCCAUAGUGUGUGAUCACAGUUGGGACUUUUUGUAGGGAAAUUAUUCUGAGACCUCUUGAUUUAAAAAUAAAUGUUUAACAGAAAGUGGAGAAGAUGGAUGUUUGUAUGGACUGAAGGUUUUUAAUAAACUUUUUUUAAUGUAACUGGCAGAUGGAAAAAUAGGAAGUUCUUUUGUAUCUUUUGCUAAUUGGUUUUUUAUUCUCUCUUUCCUUUCUUUAUUUCUAUCACCCUUUCCUUCCUUUCUUCACUUCGCAUCUUUGGUAGUUGUAAUCAUACUGCAUUAUGGGAAACAUUUAAUAAAAAAAUCUUAAGCCCAAAGAAAAGGGGAUUUUUCAAUAAUUUAGGGGCCAGAGAACCUUGUGGAUAUGAAUAACUCUUUGUCUUGUCUUACAGAUUUGAUCCAUGAAGCCUCUUAUGGACACUUUUAUAAUCACCACAAUCACAAUAUAAAACAUCAGGGUGGCGCACAAACCUGCCUUCUCCUGAGUGACAGGACUCGAAAGAGGCAUCGUGUAGGGUUCAAUCAGUGGUGAGAUUGAAGCUAUUUCAGGUGCUUGAAGUGGUCUGCUGAAUGACCAGGGUUGGAAACUUUGAGAUGCAUAUUGAAAAGGGGAGGUCAAAGACCUCAAUGUCUUGAGUGUGGGCAGGUAAUGCAGCAGCCCUAUACAUACCUGAGAGUAAGCCUCAGCUGUGGUCCAAAACUGAAGGCAGCAGCCUGGAGAAGAUUGAUAUAACCAGUGCCUAGAUGGAAUUAUUAUUUAUUCAUACAUACAUACUGUAAAUACCCUGCCCAUCUGGCUGGGUUUCCCCAACCACUCUGGGCGGCUCCCAACAGAACACUAAAAACAAUAUAAAACUUCAAAGAUUACAACCUUCCCUAAACAGGGCUGCCUAGAAACUCUAAACAGCACAUAGAGUUCUAGGAUGGAAGCUAAGUGGCGAACACAGGUGGCGUAAACAAUCCCAUCGUAAAGGGACCUUAAUAUGGGACAAUUUUCUUCAUACAUUUUUGUUGCUGCAGGAGUAGAAAUAUGUUAUUUCUGUCAAUUUACCAAAAUUGUUUGACAUGUUAAUCUUGCAUUUUUUUUAUUAAAAAGGGAAACUACUUUUCACCUCACGAGCCUGCCAAUGUAAAGAUAAAAGUCAGGUGGGUUUAGGGCUCUCUCCCCCCGCCCCCAUAAUGAAAAUGCCUCUCUGUCACAGUGAUGUGAUGACAUCUCACAGUUAGGAAAGUGUGAGGGAGGGGGGGGCAUUCAUUUCUAUUUUCCCUGUCAGAUUUUGAAUCAAUCAACUUUUGUCAGACAUGCAAUUGGACAGAAAUGUAAAUUGCUAAUUUUCCUUCUGAGUGAUUUACAGCUUUAACCACCAGACAAAGUCUUAUUUCUCCAUCUGGCUUUUUCUUAACAAUUUAUUCCUGUUUUGCUCUUGAGAGCAUAAGAAGAGUCUACUGGAUCAGGCCGAGUCCACCAUCCUGUUCUCACAGUGGUCAACCAGAGAUGCAUGUGGGGAAACCCACAAACAGCAUCUGAACACAAGAGUGUCCUCCCCUUUGACCCAUAGCGUCCCAUUUGAACUAUGCUAACUAGAUGAGUUGGCAAAACUCUAUGAUCAAAUAUUCUGUUUUUCUAAUGCUAUUUUAUUUGCUUGCUUGCCGAAACAGCUGCUACAAUUUUUUUUAAUAAACAAUUUUGCAAGUGGUGCUUGUGGCAAGAAGGUGCAAUUUAGGUUUGGAUUGUUCUCUCAUUUAAAAAUGAAUAAAUUGCCCCUUCGUGUCAAAACUGCUAUUAGGCUCAUUAGACACAAUGUCUAUCUCUCUUGGCUUGAUGUGACAGCUAGAAGUGGGGUGGGGGUGAUCAGGAAAAUGGCCCUGGAGGAAAGAGUUAAGCACCUAUUCUCCCAGAGCCAUGAGAUUCCUGUGUUGCAUAGGGUUAGAUUAGAUGACCUUCGGCAAUCCCUUCAUUUUACAAUUCUGUGAUGCUAUGAUUCUGUUAUCUGACAUCCCCCCACCCUCCAACACACACACAACCAGAGAUGGAAGACGGGAUUACAGGUCUCCUUUGUCUCAUCUGAUAAGAUCCUGAGUCCAUCUGUUCAGCACUUAGGUACCAGUAUGCUUUACUUGGAACUAUAUUCCACUGAAUUCCAGCAGUAGGGCUGGAAUUAAUGUUGCCCUAAACCAUUUUCCUGUCCAUUGUUACCAUUUCCAGGCACAUUCUCUGACGCCUUAUUUUCUCACUGUAUGAGGUAACAGCCAAUCCAAAUGUACUAUUCAAAUCCUGAAAAAUUGUACAAUCUUAAAAAAAAAGCAAUUGUGGAAUAGCAAAUACUAAUCUUGAAACCGUUAAAAUAUGCAUUUAAAAGCUCAUUUAAAAUAGGUCCUUUGCAUUAAAAGCACUAUGCAUUUUAGCCUUCUCUAAUUUUAAUUUAGGGUGUAAGCAUUUUACCUUGGCUCUUGUUGAUCCUUGUUCUUUUUCUCUUAUUGAUAUAAUUAACACUAGCCCUUUUCAGCCUUUAGGACAAUUAAAGCUAGCCUUUGCUCUUUCCUACAGAUACGGGCUUUGUUUUGUUUUUUACUAGGAAAUUAGUUAACAGAGCAUGCCUGGGGGAUCUUCCACUCAAUAUCAUCCUAUGACAUAAUUAGCAUGUUGUUGACCACAGAGACCUCAUUAAGAAUUGGUAAAGGAGUCACGCAGCAGUUACCUGGAGUAUUUCUAAACAGGAUAGCUUGGUCAAUAUGGGAAGCUGAUAUAUGUUUAAAUUCCCAAAAUGAUGGUUUUGGAUUUCUCUGCUGCGUGCUCCUCUCCUUGUCCCUGCAGGGGGACUGCCUGAUUAAUUUGCAUGGACGGUUUUGCAUAAAUAUGAGCUGCAAAGACUGGCAGCGGGGCUCAGGAGCUCGCAGAAAUAGGUCGCCCCACCGAGGCAUUGCUAUUCAGGUGCCAGGGCUGAGCAUGCUGGCUUCCCAGUGGAGCUUAUCUCCAGCUUCCAGUGGCGUUCAUCAACUUCAGCUUGAAGGGCUUUGUGGCCCCCUGGGGCUUGGGAACAAAGAGUCUGCACUCGCUUGUGUCACAGAAUCCUCCCAAGUUGAAUGGGCGACUGACAUCUCUGAAAUUUCUCUAGGCAAGGGGGAAAGAAGGAACAGAGGUGCCUCGGAUGGAGGGUUAAUUUAUAGCAGCCGAGGACGCUCAUCUGAAUGUGACAGCUGUUUCAAUAGGCCAAUUUAAGCACACAAAAAUUAAAAGGUACUUUCCCAGCAAUUAUUUCAAAUGCUGAAUGAGCUGACAGUCCCUGUCUCAAAUGUGGGGAAAGCUGUGUGUGUGUGUGUGUGUGUGUUUAAACCAGCCUUCCGGAUACCUUAACAUCCUUGGAGAUCUGCUGAAACAUUUAAUAUUUUCACGCAAUAAAGUGUGCUCGAGUCUUUAAAGUGCCUGCAUGCUGCAUAAUACGAAGAAGAGGUACGGCAUCGAAACAGCUAAUGACCACCAGAGCCAACUUAUUUUGGUUUUGUCCUCUCUCAAGUUCUGGGAGGGCAGUACUCCUAAAGCUGGCAGUCAGUGCCACCCCCGGAGUGGCUUUAAAUAAGAAGGCAGGAACAUGGGGGCUGGCUAAGGACAAGUUGAGGUUGGUGGCCGCCCAGUGGCCCAUUUGCCCUAACGGACCAGCUUCCACUCACGCUAACACAGUCUAAAAGCAAACACUUUAGGGGGCAGGAGUAAAACGCGUCCUCAGUUUGAAUUCCGUGUACCAAGUUCACAUCCAGUUCAUAGUAGACCCCACCUCCCACCUAUGUGUGUUCCUGAUUUGAAGGUCAGAAUAGAACCUAUGUGUUAGGGAUCACCAGUCCAAUGCCUACAGGUUCUUGGUGCUCAUUGGUGUCCCUGAAUAAGGGCCCAGUCUCUAGCCCAGGCAUAGGCAAACUCCGGCCCUCCAGAUGUUUUUGAGACUACAUUUCCCAUCAUCCCUGACCACUGGUCCUGUUAGCUAGGGAUGAUGGGAAUUGUAGUUCCAAAAGAUCUGGAGGGCCAGAGUUUGCCUAUGCCUGCUCUAACCUUUUGGUGCUUCUUCCUCCACUCUAGAUACUCUCCUCCAGCACUGCCCCACUAUGAU